AAAGAAGACAGCAGAUGCAGAUUAAGAAAAAUAGCAAAUCCCUAAAGUUCAAACACACUCUCUCUAAAAAAAAUCUCUCUCUCUCUCAGGAAGAAGAAGAAGAUGGGGUUACAAGGUCAACUCUCUGACGUUUCAUCAGAUUCAAUCCCUCUCAUGCUCGUCGCUCUCCUCGCUACUCUGUUCAAACACGUCCGCUCUUUCUUCCUCCGCUUCUCCUCCUCCUCCUCCGUCGUCGAAGAUGCUUCUUCUCUCUCCAUUUCCUCAGGGUUUGCUAACAUCGCCGUACUCGCCGACCAGCUCAAACUCAACCGUCUCUUCUCAUACCCCUACGACCAUAACGCCGCCGCCGCAUCAUCAGAUUGCAUCGUCUGCUUGUCUACACUCAAGACCGGAGAAGAAGUGAGGAAGCUGGGAUGCAGACACGUGUUCCACAAGCAGUGUUUGGAAGGUUGGCUUCAGCAUCUAAAUUUCAAUUGUCCGCUUUGUAGAUCUCCGUUGCUUGGUCGUGGAGGCGGAUGUGAAUCGAUCACUUCUUCUUUCUCUCUUCUCUCAGAAGCUCAGUGAGUUCUUCAUUGUCUGAUGAACAAAAAAAAAAGAAAAGGGAAAGAGAGAAGAAGAGUUUGGGCGUUUUUUUGAUCUCGCUGGCUUUCUCCUCUUUCUUUUGUUUUUUUUUUCUUUAGGGAUUUGGGUGAUAUUAUUAUUUUUUUUCUUCAAAAGGGGAUUCUUCGAAAUCUCUUCUAUAUAUUUUUUUUUUUUGAGGAAUGUCUCUCAGAUCAGAUCGGAGAGGUUCUUUUGUUAUUCAAAUUUUCGCACAUGUAAAUUUUCUAGUAUGAAAAG
Raphanus sativus (radish) is the source of this 837-nucleotide messenger RNA. RefSeq names its product E3 ubiquitin-protein ligase RHA2B. Gene Ontology annotation, biological process: protein ubiquitination. Bases 103 to 564 code for a protein of 153 amino acids. The record is from RefSeq and is a predicted model, not a curated record. The transcript has a single exon. Gene Ontology annotation, molecular function: ubiquitin protein ligase activity. Lineage: Eukaryota; Viridiplantae; Streptophyta; Magnoliopsida; Brassicales; Brassicaceae.